AUGGCGGUGGUGGCAACGGGUGGUGGCGGUGAGUGGUGGCGACGGUGGGUGGAAGCGGUGGUCAUGGUCGUGGUGGAGUUAGCGGCGGUGGGUGGUGAUCAUGGCAGGUGGUGGUCGAAGGCGGAGGGUGGCAGUGGUGGGCGGUGGUCGGUGGUCGGUGGCGACGGUGGCGGGUGGUGGCGGGUGGUGGCGGUGGUGAUCGACGACGAAGGGUGGCGACGAUGGUCAUCAACGACGGAGGGUGGUGGCGGUGGCGGGUGGUGUACGGUGUUGGUGAUGGAGGGAGAGAGAUGGAAUGGAAUGAAAAAAAAACUAGGUAAGUGGAUGGAAUGA
Messenger RNA from Helianthus annuus (common sunflower), 333 nucleotides. RefSeq lists its product as uncharacterized. NCBI's taxonomy places the organism in Eukaryota, Viridiplantae, Streptophyta, Magnoliopsida, Asterales, Asteraceae. The transcript has a single exon. Bases 1 to 333 code for a protein of 110 amino acids. The record is from RefSeq and is a predicted model, not a curated record.